AUGAGUGGGUCUGUAAGCAAGACCAGUAUAGUAGGACCAGUGAUGUUUAAGAAUAUACAGAAGAGAAAUAUCAGCUCAGGCGUAAGAGCUUUGUUGAAUCACGGUAAGCCACAGAAUCCUGUUUAUAAUGCUGAGUUGACUAUGAAGAUCGAGCCGAUCCAAAGGACCGGGGAAAGCAUCGAUGUCAAAAGAGCUAGAUUGGUCUACCAAUCUCGUAAGAGAGGGAUCUUAGAAAGUGACUUGUUAUUAUCCCGUUUUGCUAAGAAGUACUUGUCGCAGUUCUCGGAGGAAGAAUUGGAUGAAUAUGACAAGUUGUUGGACGAGCCAGACUGGGACAUUUACUACUGGGCCACCAAGAAUUACGAUGUGACGCCAUUACCAGACAAGUGGAAGGAUUCAAAGAUUUUGAAAUUGUUGCAAGAAGAUGCUAAGAACAAAGAAAAGGUGAUCUUGAGAAUGCCUGAGUUAUAA
Messenger RNA from Debaryomyces fabryi, 471 nucleotides. Its product is annotated as succinate dehydrogenase assembly factor. The coding region runs from base 1 to 471 and encodes 156 amino acids. Gene Ontology annotation, cellular component: mitochondrion. The transcript has a single exon. Gene Ontology annotation, biological process: mitochondrial respiratory chain complex II assembly; tricarboxylic acid cycle; mitochondrial electron transport, succinate to ubiquinone. The record is from RefSeq and is a predicted model, not a curated record. NCBI's taxonomy places the organism in Eukaryota, Fungi, Ascomycota, Pichiomycetes, Serinales, Debaryomycetaceae.